Anopheles darlingi is the source of this 3024-nucleotide messenger RNA. Its product is annotated as ATR-interacting protein mus304. Gene Ontology annotation, biological process: DNA damage checkpoint signaling; DNA repair. Bases 79 to 2811 code for a protein of 910 amino acids. Lineage: Eukaryota; Metazoa; Arthropoda; Insecta; Diptera; Culicidae. The record is from RefSeq and is a predicted model, not a curated record. The transcript has 5 exons.
CAGGAAAAUGUGUUCAUUCGUUCAGUAAAAGUGUGUAAAGCUGAAUGUAAUUCGUCUUUUCAUGACACGGUUUGUAGGAUGUCGAAACGUGCGGGUCAUUUUCAGUUAAAACUGCCCACGAACGCCAAGAAAGCCAAGCUUGAUAUCGAAAUAACACCGACCCAGCAAAUCAAACCGUCGACGAGUUCAACUUCCUCCAAAAACCGGCCUGCCAAGCCCUCCGUCGAUAAUGCCUCUAAAAUCGAUGCUCUCUGGGGUGACGAGGAUGACGAGUUCAUCGUGCUGGCAUCGCAGGCCGUCGAGGAGUUGGAAAUGUUUCAACAAAGCCAAAUUAUCAGCGGAACCCAGACGGCCGAUCUUACGUUCGGCAAGUUCAGUCGCCAGGUGAAAUCGAGCACGCAAACCGUCACGAUAUCGGAGCAUACUUCGGGUGUUUCUAAGCCGCCUCCCCUGGCAACGGAUAAGCUCACAGCCGAGCUGUUUGCCGAUGGCGAUGACGACAUAUUCACGGAAAAGUUCGACGACAACUACCAGAAUAUCGGCAAUCAUAUCGACAACUACUUCAACAAUGAAUUCGAUGAGGAGUUUAAUUUGGAUGAAUUCCGGCAGGAAGGCCAAAAGCCGGCCGUCAGUGGACGUAUCGAGCCACCUGUGCCAUCACCGGGACAAUCGGCGUCGUCGGAGUUUAAAACCCCUGCGUUACCUCCCAAGAUGAACGGCUUGCUCCCAACCACAUCCAACGGAACGAGCGGAAUCAAACCGAAGGCAACCACGGCGAAUCAGUCCAAUGCCAUGCUCGAGCGAGCACGGGCCGAGCAGGAGGCAAAGGAAAAUGUGGCCAAAAAGCAGGAGCACGCGAAAGACAUUCAGCUCAAGUUUCUUACGAAACGCCUUGAACAGAUAGAGCGCAAAGCCGAAACACUGCAGAAGGACUACAAUGAGGCACUGGAGAAGGCACAAAUCCGGGACGGUGAAGUGUCGAUGUUGCGCUAUGAGCUCAAGACGGUCAAGGGCACCAACGAGCAGCUGCGGAUGGAGAAAAUUCGCGAGAAGGAAACGAUCAAAAAGGAAUGGGUAGAAAAACUGAAGGAUCUAGAGAAAGUGGUGAUGGCUCAGAAGGUCGACUUGGACUUUAAAGAACUGGAAAUGGCGAAACUCCGUACGAAGCACCUGAAAGGUGCAUCACGUAGCGCAGAAGCACGAAGUAGCGAUGCACCUCAGCAGGAGCGCGUGACGGAAGACAGUUUUAUCCUCUCUUCGCUGCUGCCACAGUUAACGCUAGACGAAGUUGAAACGGACGGUGAAGAUCGUCAGUUGACAUUGGAUCCACACGUUUUCGAGAUAUCAUCGGACGGUAUUGGGCCAUUCAGUAGACGAAGAAAGUUUUCCAAUCUCUCACAGGCGGAUGCACUAAUGGCGCAUCAUCUCAGCACCCUGCAGACCGUUCUGUCUCAGAUCAUUACUCAAACAAAUGGUUCCAAGAGUCUUCCGAAGUUAUCCGCAGCUAUGCUGGAGGUGGUGGUGCAGUCAAGCGAUCAAGCAUUCGCUGAAAUCACUCAAUACUGCCACCGUUUGGCACCAGCACAAGUUAAGGAUCCAGAAUCGACGAUGGGUGGUUUCGACUGGUUUAGCGGUCAACUCGAAGUUCAAAACCCGAUCAAUAUAUUUAAGCGUGAUGAGCUCUGUCCUGACGAGCAGGGAAAGGUGGCCCGCCGUUUCCUUGCUCUCCUGGGAUUGUUAUGCAGAAUAUCGAGUGAGCUGGUGAACGAGACAUUGCUGCGAGAUGAUCGAAUAAGUCAGUUGGCUAGAAGUGUUAAGCUGUUGAGCAACGCUUGUACGUUAUUGAAGCACCAAGGUAUGGUCAUGGGAGUGGCCGCACUGUUGAAAGGCAUUAGCUAUCAAUUUCCUCGAUCGGUCGAGGCUAAUCAACCGGCCGGUGUGCAGUUAUUGGGGCUUUUUCGCUCGAUUGUCCUCUGCCAAACGGAUGCCCCUUCCAUGCUGGUUGAACUUUCCGAGUUUCUACGUCGUAUGAGCGAAGGUCAUCCUCACAGCGCGCUUCUGAUUGACGAGCUGUGCCUAAACGGUGCACCAGUUCUAAGAGAUUCGAGCAAAAAAUAUCGACUUAAAACGAUCAGCUUCUCCGAUGAAACAUGUACCUUGCAGAUGUACGCGUCGCUGUUGGAGGCAUCCGUUAUACCAAACAUUCCCUACGAGGACUGGCAGUUGAGACGGUUGCUGGUAAACGUAGAAAACACGAUCCGUUUUCUGCGCAACGCCAUGGUCAGGCCCGCUCGUUGGGUGCGCAACUUUGUUGAAGUGGCUUCCUCGACGAGCGAUUCGCGCGUUUGCGAGCUCUGCCACAUCCGGAUGGUGUCCGCAUGCGUAGUACUGAUGCAUCGAUUGCUGCUUUGCUGGCACCAGAGUACGGUAAAUGAGGCUGAAGAUAUUGAGCGACUUCAGUCUGCCGUUCGCAAUGGCACACUUUUGCUGUUCGAUGUGUUCCACACGGCUUACCGUGGGAAACUGCUGCGCCUGAGUGGUCCCGCCAUUCAAUGUCGCCUUCGAAUAGUGUACAACUGGCUUCGAAUGCAUCAGAAAGAGUUCCUGUUUCUGAACGUCCAUUCAAGCGCCCUUCGAAUGUUGGACAUGCGGCUCCUCAUGAAUGAACCGCUAAAGUCACACCGGGAAAAAGAAAAUACCACCGAUACGGCGAAAGAGGCGGAACAAACCGGCGACGCGGAAGCUAGGAGAACCCUGCUCGAAGAAAUGUACACGGGAUUUUAUAAAAAUAAAUUCACUUCCACGGAAUAAUGGGAAACCGUGGAAGAAUACUCGUUGCUGUUUCUACGUUAUCCGUUUGUGUAUGUUGUAUCUUUGAGUCGAAUUGUAAGUUUGUUUGAAAGCGUUUAUUUAACCCAUGCUCUUUGGGUGCUCUUUUGCUUGGCAAUAAAAUAUUUACACGAAGAAACCGUUUUUUUUCUAAUGCCGGAUUCGACGUUCAUACGGUCUAUAAAUCUGCGAUUG